CAGGUUUUGUUGACAAAUUUUAGGAAGAAAUUUAAAAUGGAACGGAUUUCCGUGUAUUCAAUCACUUGUUGAUUACUUUCAUUUUACCUACUGAAGACUAUAUGGUGUGGCUAAUAAGACGAAAGGAUGGUGUUUCACCAAUAUUCCCUCUUCGUGGAUGCUUUUGUUUGGACAAUCGUUUGGGUUGCUUUAUCUCAACCAUAACUACAGCAAUUAGUUCUGCUAUUUCAUGGGUAUUUGUGGUGCUAGAUUUGGUCACUUGGGCAAUUCCAGAUUUCGUUAUUGAUCCUCAGUUCCCAACAUAUUGGCGUAUUAGAUUUUGGAAAGGCUUCAUAUUGUGUGAUAUUUUCAUGUUUUUUGCAAAUUUGAUUCUUUUGAUAAUGUCCGUAAUUGUGAUUGUUUCUAUUUCUUGGCCAGCGAGAUAUAGACUUUAUCAUUUGAAAUCAUAUCUCCGAGCCUGGUGCAUAAUCAUGGUUCUUUACCAGAUCGCUAAUCUAGGAGUUGGCGUUUAUACGUACUCUUGGUAUGGACUAGCUGCAUGGGUAUGUACAUCUAUACAUAUAUUUAGACGAACUUUCAGCGUGCACCGUACUUGAUCUUCAGUGUGAUGUAUUUUAUUGUGUGCUACGUUCUCUAUGUGAGUUGAGGUUCGUUUCAUCUUCUGCGUUAUGUCAAAUUGUCCUGUUGGUCGUUGUCAAAGCUUCGUUGUCCAAUCAGUGUACUAAGACUUAUUUUCAUUAUAUUAUAAUAUGCUAUCGUUAAUUUUUUUUUACAGCUAUGGUGUUGGAUAGUUUGCUGGUCGUAUAAGGUAGAGAUUGAUAUCGCUCUUGAAACCGAGGAUGAUAAAAUGGCGGUUUACAUUUAUUCGCAAGUAGAUGAAAACAGUCUGAGAACUGGAGUCUCUUCUUUUUACAAUUAGAAUACACUUCUUUCAAAGACUGAAAACUAAUUGUGUUUCUUGUUUUAGGUCGGGUUUUUGAUAGUUGGAUAUUCAUACUAUUCAGAAAUCAAGCUGGCACUAGUUGGCGAAGGUGAUCCAGAAGUUCUACAGGAAAUCAACUUCCUCAGUGGAGCUGCGAGUACAAUGUCACCUCAUAUCUAUACCUUCCCACAGAACCAAAAAAUAUAAGUUUUGAUGUUUUGAUACUAGUGUCACUGAAUUCAUAAUGUGUUGACUUCUGUCAUUGUAAUGGUCCCAGAUAAAAUUAUUUGCAAGUGAUCAAGUGUCAAAGUCUUUUUUAUGAAAUUUUUUUGCUGAUUUGUACGUCAACACAUUUUUACUUGUUGUAUAAUUUUAACCAAACCUUGUCUUUUUUAACGCAUUAUUCUUUUGUAAAAGAAACUCUAUCCUUAGGAUUUAUAUUUGACAUUUUCAAUAAUUUACUUGUUGAUAAGUGUGUAUAUAUUUGUUCAUUACCAAUUCAGAUAUCUGUGCAGUUUUUAUAUAUGUAGUUUAACAUUAUUUGCAGGUUAUGAUGAUCUUUAUGCAACAAAAUAUCAAGUAUUCCUCAAUUUACUGCAUUGAUAAAUUUUAAUUGCUGAACAUAUCACUGAUAAAGAAUAAAAGUAUAUAAGCUUGA
Schistosoma curassoni is the source of this 1580-nucleotide messenger RNA. The record is from the annotation of a GenBank genome assembly. NCBI's taxonomy places the organism in Eukaryota, Metazoa, Platyhelminthes, Trematoda, Strigeidida, Schistosomatidae.